Zingiber officinale is the source of this 722-nucleotide messenger RNA. RefSeq names its product formate dehydrogenase, chloroplastic/mitochondrial-like. The transcript has 3 exons. Gene Ontology annotation, molecular function: NAD binding; oxidoreductase activity, acting on the CH-OH group of donors, NAD or NADP as acceptor. The record is from RefSeq and is a predicted model, not a curated record. Gene Ontology annotation, cellular component: chloroplast; mitochondrion. The coding region runs from base 46 to 507 and encodes 153 amino acids. NCBI's taxonomy places the organism in Eukaryota, Viridiplantae, Streptophyta, Magnoliopsida, Zingiberales, Zingiberaceae.
AUCUCUUAUCCUCAUACACGAUUGCUACACUGGUAAUUAAGGAAGAUGGCGACGCUCAGCGCUGCAGCAGCCACAGUUGACGGAACGGGCUCCAGGACGCUCCAUGCUAAUUCGCCAGACAGCAAGAAGAUCGUCGGCGUUUUCUACAAGGCCAACGAAUGCGCUUCCCUGAAUCCUGAAUUUGUAGGGUGCGCAGAAGCCGCCUUGGGCAUUCGGGACUGGCUAGAAUCGAAAGGCCACCGGUACAUUGUAACUGAUGACAAAGAAGGCCCAAAUUGCGAGUUAGAGAAACACAUUCACGACAUGCAUGUUUUGAUCACGACUCCCUUCCAUCCGGUUUACGUGACCGCGGAGAAGAUAAAGAAAGCCAAAAACCUGCAACUUCUUCUGACCGCUGGGGUUGGCUCGGACCACAUCGAUCUGAAAGCGACAGCCGACGCAGGAAUCACUGUAGUAGAAAUCAGCGGAAGCAAUGCUGUCUCGGUGGCAGAGGAUGAAUUGAUGUGAAUUCUCAUCCUCGUCCGGAACUUCUUGCCUGAUUAUCAUCAGGUGAUCGACGGUGAUGGGAACGUCGCAGGCAUCACGCACAGGACUUACCGAUCGAUACAGACAUGUAAAUAAUGAUCUAAUGAUUGAGGGAGAUCAAACAUCAAACGAGAUAUUUUAUAUCUAUUAAAAAUUGAUGUCAAUAUUUAUUAGAAUAGAUAUUCAUAUAGAUACCA